Messenger RNA from Microthlaspi erraticum, 918 nucleotides. The record is from the annotation of a GenBank genome assembly. Lineage: Eukaryota; Viridiplantae; Streptophyta; Magnoliopsida; Brassicales; Brassicaceae.
AUGAGCCAGUUCUUCAGGAGAGUGUGGAGGGUUCGAGCUCCAGAACGAGUGUGUGCCUUCUUCUGGCUUCUGGGCAACAACGGGAUCAUGACGAAUCAGGAGAGGGUUCGUCGUCAUAUUGGAGAUACUGACAUUUGUCAGAUUUGCAAAGGAGGAGUUGAAUCUACCUUACACAUUCUGCGAGACUGCCCUGCAAUGAGUGGAAUCUGGGAGCGUAUUGUUCCACGUGGGAAACGUCAAACCUUCUUUGCUAUGCCUCUUUUUGAAUGGAUGUUCGAGAAUCUGAGUGAUGGGUCAGACACAGGUGUCGGAUCGUGGUCUACGCUGUUUGCUGUUGCUGUGUGGUGGGCUUGGAAAUGGAGGUGUGGAGGAGACAGAGAGGGAAUACAUGAAGAGAGAUUGGUAUCUUGGUUGCCACCGUUAGUGAGUUGGACGAAGUUGAAUACAGAUGGCGCAUCACGUGGGAAUCCGGGCUUAGCAGCGGCCGGUGGAGUUUUGCGAGAUGGGGAUGGCCGAUGGAUUGGUGGGUUCGCUUUAAACAUUGGGAGGUGUAAUGCACCUAUGGCGGAGCUCUGGGGACUAUAUUAUGGAUUGUGCAUCGCGUGGGAGAAAGGAAUAACGAGACUUGAAGUCGAGGUGGAUUCUCUGAUGGUGGUUGGUUUUAUUAAGACAGGGAUUUGUGAUACUCACCCUCUGUCUCCCCUGGUACACUUGUGCCAUGGCUUUUUGAUGAAGGACUGGGAAGUCCGAAUUGCUCACGUGUAUAGGGAAGCUAAUCAUCUAGCAAAUGGAUUGGCAAACUAUGCAUUUUCUUUACCUUUGGGUUUACAUACGUUUGGUUCAGUCCCUUUGGACUUGCUUUCUGUUUUGCGAGAUGAUGAGUAUGGAAACUCAGUAUCGCGGCGUGUCCGUGUGUAA